Molecule: messenger RNA, 477 nt
Organism: Fusarium musae
Lineage: Eukaryota; Fungi; Ascomycota; Sordariomycetes; Hypocreales; Nectriaceae
Exons: 4
Coding region: 1-477 (158 amino acids)
Biological process (GO): transmembrane transport
Molecular function (GO): transmembrane transporter activity
Source: RefSeq, a predicted model, not a curated record
AUGAAUCAAGAAAAAGCCGCUGCCAUUCACCUGGAGGAGAAGUCCCCGCAGUUGGACGAGCAGUUCGAUGUUGUGGACGAAAGGGCCAUAGGAGGCAAUGAUGUCUCUGACCUCCCACCGAAAUACUUUGUCAGUUGGCAGAUCAUCGGUAGCUCUAUGGCCUUCGCGCUAGGUGUUGGGGUGCAGCUGGGUGGUCUGACCAUGAUCAGCAAUGCACUCUAUGCGUACAUCGACCCCGAUCUGGUGGGCUUCUUUCAGCUGUCCAAUGUGUUGACAAAGACAGGGCCGAGCCCCAAUUCCCUAUGGAUCACCACAGCGAUAUCUCUGACUCAGAGUGUUGCUUUGCCGUUAUACGGUCGACUUUCGGAUAUAUUCGGUAGACGAUGGUUCUUCAUUGGCGGCAAUAUCUUUGUUCUGGCUGCAAUGUUGAUCGCAUCCCAAGCCAAGAGUGUCAACAUGGCAAUUGCCGCGUUCUGA